CAGCGAAGAUUGCAAAACCAACAGAAUCAAAAUAGAUUUCUAGUGAAUAGUUCACAGAAGUUCCCAAAUUAUUUAUUUAUUUAUUUGCAAAAAAGAAACUAAACAAAAUGCGUUUCCUAGUGUGUUGUGUUUUGUUGGCCGUUGUCGCCGUUGUUGCUGCUAUUCCUGCCAAUUUUGAGGAAGUACCACAAUCUUUAUACGAUGUAGAUGUACAAGGUCAUGAAAAUGUUGGUGAUCGUGAAGCCCGUCAAUUUGGCUACGGUGGUUAUGGUGGCUACCGUGGUGGUUAUGGCGGUUUCGGUGGCUACCGUGGAGGUUAUGGCGGUUUCGGUGGCUACCGUGGCGGUUAUGGUGGUUUCGGAGGCUACCGUGUCGGUUAUGGUGGUUUCGGUGGCUACCGUGGUGGUUUCUACGGUUAAACGGAUUAUAUUAUUUAAAUGAAAAUGCUCAAUAUAUGACUGUAUUACUUGUGAUUUAACGAAAAAAUUAUAAAUAUAAUUAUCCUUUUUUUGAAGGACAAACUAAAAAA
Lucilia sericata (common green bottle fly) is the source of this 529-nucleotide messenger RNA. Its product is annotated as H/ACA ribonucleoprotein complex subunit GAR1-like. The coding region runs from base 108 to 419 and encodes 103 amino acids. The record is from RefSeq and is a predicted model, not a curated record. The transcript has a single exon. NCBI's taxonomy places the organism in Eukaryota, Metazoa, Arthropoda, Insecta, Diptera, Calliphoridae.